AUGGGUGAUUAAAUUGAGAUUAACCUAUAAAAUUUUAACGAUGAUAGCCUUUAAAAGAUCUAAUAAAGCCAAAAUAUAGCUCAUCAUCAUCAUUAAUCCAAGUUGAGAAAUGUUUUGUUUGAUUUCCAAGAACUAGAAAACGUGCAAAGAGAUAAAUAACAAUCUAGGAAUUAAAUUAAACAUAUUAGUCUAUUGAAACCCAGAAGUGUUAGCAAUCAAGAUUACACAAGACCUAAAAACGUUUUCUCCAGAGAUUCAAUUAAUUCUAUAGAUACUUAUGUGUCUAAUACGACUUUAAAUUCAAAUAGCUUAGCGAAUCACAACAAAAAUUUAGACAUUUUUGAUCUACUAAAAGAAACAGACUGCAGCUUUUAGAAGAAUAAUAGGCUUCAUAGCAACUCUAACCGAGUACCAUUCAAUAACGAAAGCUAAGUUAGACUAAAUAAGCUACCAAGCAUACUGAAAGACUCUUCAAAUUAACUCAGCUAGAACAGUUGUGCACUCAAAUAAAGCUAGAAUAAUCAAAAUGUUUAACUAAAACAGUAUAUUCUUGACUAUUAAGUGUAGCCUACAAAUAAUUAACAAAACAACGAAAAUAAAUACAAUUCAUCAUUUUUGAGGAACAAAUGCUUUAAAAAUUAUAGCUACUCAAGGCAAUAUUAAUAAUGCAAGUAAAAGCAGUACUACUUAAAAGCAGUAGAAAAAUCAACUUUUUUGCAACCAAGCUUGAAUAUCACUAAUGCAGAAAACGAAAACAGAGCACCUGAUUAAGAUAUAAGUGUAAGUAGCAUAAAUAACAUAACUUUAAAUGAAUCUAACAAAAGCCAGAAAAAAGUAAACUUUAUAUCUUACAAUUCUUACAUCAAAAUCUGA
Messenger RNA from Tetrahymena thermophila SB210, 873 nucleotides. RefSeq lists its product as hypothetical. Lineage: Eukaryota; Ciliophora; Oligohymenophorea; Hymenostomatida; Tetrahymenidae. The record is from RefSeq and is a predicted model, not a curated record. The transcript has 4 exons.